Stomoxys calcitrans (stable fly) is the source of this 1305-nucleotide messenger RNA. RefSeq names its product phospholipase B1, membrane-associated-like. Bases 1 to 1305 code for a protein of 434 amino acids. Lineage: Eukaryota; Metazoa; Arthropoda; Insecta; Diptera; Muscidae. The transcript has a single exon. Gene Ontology annotation, molecular function: glycerophospholipase activity. Gene Ontology annotation, biological process: phospholipid metabolic process. The record is from RefSeq and is a predicted model, not a curated record.
AUGCUAUGGUCAAUAAUCUUUACACUAAGUAUUACCGCUAUUAAAGCCCAUCAUCACAGGGACAUUGAUUAUUUUAUUCGAAAAUCGGGCAUACAGAAAUCCACUUUCCGACUAAACGAUGCUCACAAUGGCCAUUAUCACUUUACUGAUAUAGAUGACAAUCGCGAUCUAUGGAUAUUCUGGCGACAAGUGAUGCUGAAGCAUAUUACCCAUGACAAAGCAAAUCUAUACAGAAUGAGCCAUGCGCAUGGAAAAAUGCAGACUCCGAAAAAAUGGCAGGAGUUUCCAUGCCCUUUAAAUGGUACAAAAUCCCAAGAAACCCCAUCCCAUAUCCAAAAAUUAAGACCUGGUGAUAUUGAUGUGGUAGCGGCCAUAGGUGAUUCUCUUACAGCAGGAAAUGGCAUCAUGUGGUGGCCCAGUCCCGUGGUUGUUAUAGCAGAAUUCCGUGCCAUGUCAUUUUCUGGAGGAGGAAUAGAAGAUUGGAGAACUAUUUUGACUUUACCCAACAUCUUAAAAGUCUUUAAUCCCAAUUUGUAUGGUUUUGCCAGCGAUCAUGUUUUGGCCAUGGAGAGAGCAGCUCAUUUGAAUGUGGCCGAGCCUAUGAUGUUGUCACGUGAUCUCUUGUAUCAGGUACAGGUUUUGAUACAACGCAUGAAACAAGAUCCUCUUAUAGAUAUGCAGCAUCAUUGGAAAUUGCUAACCAUAUUUGUAGGUACCAAUGAUUUGUGCACCGAAAUGUGUCACUAUGAAAACAUGUGGGACUUUCUGCAGCAGCACGAACAGGACAUUUUAGAGGCUUUAAGAGAGCUAAAGCAAAAUGUUCCUCGACUUUUGGUAAAUCUGAUACCAGCUCCCAAUAUGGUAAAUCUAAUACGAAACCUUAGAAAUAUUUCCGAAUUUUGUGAUCUUGCCUACAACUUCGCCUGUUCCUGUCUCAUGAGCAAAACCUAUGGGCCCGAGUAUUUGCAGAGAGCUCAAGAGUUUAUAAUCCGUUGGCAAGCUAUCGAUGAGCAUGUAGCUUCAAGAGCAGAAUUUCAUUCAAGCGAUUUUGGUGUAAACUAUCAUUCUUUUAUGGCCAAUUUCACCAUACCAUUACAAACCAAUGGUGAUCUAGAUAUGCGAUAUUUCGGCAGAGAUUGUUUUCAUUUCAGCCAAUUGGGUAAUGCUGCAAUGGCAAAUAUUCUGUGGAAUCAUAUGUUAGAGACUGGCAAUCCGAGGGAAACAGAAUUCCGACCACCAUUUCAAAAAUUUGAUUGUCCAACUUUGGAGCAACCUUAUCUAGCAGUUCGGGGAAAUAUCUAUUAA